AUGACGUCUCCGGAGCAGCGUAUGGACAAUUUACGACAGAGUCUUUGCCGCGUGAUUCUAGAGCAGCUCGCGGAAAUCCUGCGGGAUUAUUCGUCCAGGAACCUAGCAAACCCGGUGCUUCGAUUUGAAGCUCUCAUCCAUGACGGCGAGCAGGGGAUGCAGUGGCAAACCCCUGCUCUCCCAUGA
Messenger RNA from Colletotrichum acutatum, 186 nucleotides. RefSeq lists its product as uncharacterized. The transcript has a single exon. Lineage: Eukaryota; Fungi; Ascomycota; Sordariomycetes; Glomerellales; Glomerellaceae. Bases 1 to 186 code for a protein of 61 amino acids. The record is from RefSeq and is a predicted model, not a curated record.